This is a messenger RNA of Seminavis robusta, 2769 nucleotides long. The record is from the annotation of a GenBank genome assembly. NCBI's taxonomy places the organism in Eukaryota, Bacillariophyta, Bacillariophyceae, Naviculales, Naviculaceae.
AUGGCGCCUGCAUGGUUUGGACCUCCUAAUGGACAUCAGAUGAGGCAACAACAAGGCCAACAGCCUGGCGGAGGCCAUUAUCACCCUCAGGGACAGCGAAUGCCUCCUGCAGGAGGUGGUAUGACUGGAGAAGCCUCGUCGCCUCAUACGUACCAUCACCGAAAUUCCCCUCCUUUGGGCGGUCCUUACGCUGGGCAUGUCCACCCUGGAGCCCCCAGAUCUCAUGCUCCACCACCUCAUGGAGGCAUGGGACACCCUAGAAUGCCCCCACAAGGAGGACGUUACCAAGUUCAGCAUCCUCAGUCGAUGCCUAUGGGUGGUGGUGGACAUCGCCAGAUUCCUGCUGCUCCGGGCAACCACGGUCAUCACAUGUCAUCGCGUCACCACGCUCCCUCUCCGGGGAUGUCUCGACGAAUUCCUCUUCCUCCUGCAAAUGCAAUGCGGCCAAUUCCGCAACAAGCUGGCGGCGGUGGCCCAAGACCGAUGUUUGAUCAACAACAGCAGCGAGGUGGAGGAUCGCUGAUGCAGCAGCAUCCAUCACAGCAGGGACAUCCUCGCCCAAUGCAUCAUCAUCACCACCAUGGCAUGAUGAGAUUUCAGCAGGAACAUCAUCAUCCCCACCAUCAGAUGUAUGGGUACCAUCCGUCAAUGGCUGAGCAUCAUAUGGGAAUGGAAGUCGAGAAUCGGGGUCAACAUCAUCAGCAUUAUCCCUCACAACCAGAUACCCCCGAACAACAAGGAUCUCAUGAUACCCAUAGCAGAUCGCCUUCACCUCCUCCCAUCCCACCUCCUCAGUUCCAUAAGCAUCAUCAGCACGAGCAACACCCUGGUGAAGUCUCCCAGAGACCCUCACCUGCUUCCAUUCCGGAUAGUGAAAGCAGUUUGGGCGACCACGAGCGGAAUCAGCACCUCCAGCCGAUGCCUCCUCUUUCCAACGCGGCAUCUGCUUGGAACUCGGGCCCUGGAAUGGGUCCUUUGCGUGAAUCCAGGCUUCAGAACAUGCCUCAGAAACACAUGAUCAUGCCCUUGCCCCAACAUCCGCAUCAUCCAAUGGCGCAGAGACCCAUGCCACAGGUGCGAAAUGGAGGCAUGCAUCAUCCGUACAUGAACGAAAAUAUGGAGCGUUUCAGAGCUAUGGAGCAGCAAAAGCGAAUGGGGGCUCAUCACAUGAAGCCGAUUCCCCAUCAUCACCCACCUCACCAUCAUCAGUUUCAUAUGGUUGGUCCGAACGGACGACCAUCGGUUCCAUCUCCAGGUCACAGCCACCAGCAAGAACAGCAGCCGCAAGAUCCACCGAAAAAGCAAGAGGGCGGCAAAAAGGGGCCCGAUAUCACUAUGGAUGCUGCUUCCAUGUUGUUGGCCCUCCGAACUUCAGCCAGCCCUUCCACAGUUUCCGCGGCCACUCUCGAAGAACAAGCCUCAAGGGAUCAGUCCGAGACCUCCAAGAAGGCCGCAAUGUCAGACCAACAAGACCAUGACGAUCUGGAAGAUGACGAUGUGCCGGCUUUGGCAUCCUCCUCGUCUUCGUUGUCAGCGCCACCCAAGCCUCCUCAGGUCCAGCACCAUGAAGUACCCAAGAAUUUCCCGACUCGGCUGGCUCUGCCGAACGAUGAAGCCAAACUCAAUUCCCUGCAUUGCUUCUUAAGAUCGGAAUUGCUCGAGAUUUUUGUUGUGCAAAAGUCCGCCAACAAGAGUCCCACCCAUUCUCCUGGUUCUUCCGUAGGACGCGUUGGGUUGCGCUGCGUCUUCUGUGCCAUGGUCAGGCAAAGGCAUGCCGUUUCUACCACGGCAGAUGACGCACAUGGCAAUCCACACCACCCACGCGUUGACGAAGCUCCCAUGGCAGUCUUUUAUCCAAAGUCCAUUGCUGAGAUUUAUCGAUUGGUCACAUCGUGGCAACGUUGCCACUUGCGCAAAUGUCGGAACCUUCCACCAGACAUUCGGUCCAAAUGGACUCUGCUGCGAGAGAAUGACAAGUCAAGGGGAAAGACUCAUUACUGGAUCACUAGUGCCAAGGAGAUUGGGUUGGUGGAUUGCCAAAGCCGAGCGGGUGGUAUUCGGUUUGCGACUCCAAGAAGCUCCAGCGAAGCUAGUGGGAGCAUCGCCACGGCAGCGGGUACAGAGAACGACGGCGGCGCCACCAAUGAAAGCACUACCAGUACUCAAGGCAACGACGAGCAAUCAAUCGUCAAGGCUGCUCCACCAUAUCAGCCCCACAAUAAUCCCGACUUUCCUCAAGGUCCGUCCCAGAAGCAACGCGAGGCAGCUGUCUCCAGAGAUUCCGAGAGCACGGAACCAGCUCCGACUGUUCCAUCACCUUUGAAGAUUGAAAAGAAUGAUGGGGAGACAGAGCACCCAACGACCGCCCCUCCUCCUGUGACGGAUGUCAUGGAUGCUUCGAAUGAUGGGGAGACAGAGCACACAGCGACCGCCCCUCCUGUGACAUCCGAUGUCAUGGACGCUGAGGUCACGAGUGCGGAAGCGGUCGACAGCAAGAGUGCUACUCCCGCAAACAGUUGUGGGGGCUCGGAGGAGCCUACGAAGAGACAAAGUGAAGCCUUUGUUUGUGCGGAAGAGGUCGAUAGCAAGAGAGCUACUCCCGCAAACAGUUGUGGGGGCUCGGAGGAGCCUACGAGUGAAGCCUUCGUUUUCAAGACGGUGGACUCGAGUGAUGCUGCGCCGAACAUCGCCCCUGUCGCUGAAAUGGCAACGAACGCCAAUGACGCUGUCGUUGAACCGGAACCCUUGGGGCUGCAGCACGGGUGGUAG